Strongylocentrotus purpuratus (purple sea urchin) is the source of this 1971-nucleotide messenger RNA. Its product is annotated as stimulated by retinoic acid gene 6 protein-like. Gene Ontology annotation, molecular function: retinol transmembrane transporter activity; signaling receptor activity. Gene Ontology annotation, cellular component: plasma membrane. The record is from RefSeq and is a predicted model, not a curated record. Lineage: Eukaryota; Metazoa; Echinodermata; Echinoidea; Camarodonta; Strongylocentrotidae. Bases 113 to 1888 code for a protein of 591 amino acids. Gene Ontology annotation, biological process: vitamin A import into cell. The transcript is spliced from 18 exons.
CUAUUAAGCAUGUUCAUAAUUGCAUUCGCAUGCAUGUGAAACUGCUGUAACGGAAAAUUGCUAUUAUAGACAAUUGUAUACAUAUAAUUCAUUCUGGCGAUUCAUACCCAAGAUGUCGGAGUAUUAUCACAAUUUUGAGGCUGAGCAAGAGCAAGAGCGUUGUGCUUCUACAUCUUCUCUUACUAUUUUUUGGAUGAUAGGCAAUGCAUUAGCCUCGAUUGUCCUGAUCAUCUUUCUGACUUGUUUCCAACAUGGGGAGAGGUGUGGGGAUGUCAGGCGAAGACAGCGCCCACGUCUUGUCUACCCUGUAAACUUCCUGAGGAAUUAUGAUCACCGUCUGGCCUAUUUGUUCUCCUUCAUCGCCAUGAGUGGUUCCGUUCUGCAGUUAUUUCUCCGGGGAGCCCCCAAACCGGGUGGAUUAAUAGACCCCAUUGUCAAAGCCUUUGUGUCUGAGAUAUUGAAAUAUAUUUCGAUUUGCUUGGUCGGUCUCAUUUUCUACCCGUUCCCACUUUGCGUCUCCUUUGACAAUAUUCCGAUGAAUGUGGUUGGACUUGUGUAUACCACCAAUUGGUUGUUCUUUACUAUCUCCAAAUUCAUCACAUGUCCAUUCGGGACGGAAGAGGGCGAUAUACAAGGAGCUGUAGACAUACCCGUUGUCUUCUCUCUUAUUGGGCUCGAAAUUUACUUCAUCAGGAGGAUAGUGCGCAUGUGCAGACGAUUUCUUACUGCAGAUCAGUGUGAAAGGCAGUUUGAGGAAACCCACUACUGCGUUCGAGUUCGGUAUCUGUUGUUGCCCGCCACCGCGUGGGCAAGUAGGAACAAGUCAGGCGGAGCAGUAACGACCCUUUUCAGAAUCAUUUAUCCAAACAUACCAGGAUUUAAGUAUUCUACUCGCAUUGUUUGCACAGUUGGUCUCGCUCUUGCCUGCAUGUAUCAAACAUGUGCUUAUUACGUUGCGGCUUUGCGACCCUUGUUGAAAGAAAUUCAUCAGCAUUGGCUGGAAACUUUACCUGCUACCUUUUAUGCCUCCUGUAUUUUGGCAUUUGUCAUCGCUGUCACGAACAGUUUCUUUACUCUGCGUAACUACAGGAACCACACACGUAGUCUUUGGAAAGGCGAUUACUCCUUGACCUACAUACAUCAAACACCCCCUAGAGCUGUGGUCUCGGCUUUGAAGUUUAGUGGAUACACCAUUGCCUUUCUCAUCUCUGGAUUCAUUAUUCUACAAGUUAUGCUCUGGGCAAUAUUCUUCGGACUCAGUCUGCUCUUUCAAUACGGCUUACUUUUGGAGCUGAUGAGAGAAUACUGGGUACACCUUGCGAUGAUAGUUUUUCUCUACAUCGCUCUUCGAAUUUUUGCUCGUUGCGUUCUUCUCCAAGCGAACGAAGAUGGCGCACUUGUACUAAAGAACCUGCACUUGUUUCACAUCAUCACUUUCUUCUUCAUCUUCCUGUCCGUCCUCCUGGGAAUAGCGGGAUGCAUCUUUCGGAUCUUGAAGGCGGCUGUGGUCGGACUCGUACUCAUCGGCCGAGUUGACCAGUGUCUCCUCAUCCGCGGGUUCGAACGCUUCGAUCGUGGCUACAUGGCUUAUCGUGGAUAUCUCACGCUUGAGGUUAGCAUGACACAUCCCGUGCUCGUUACGUUCUGUCAGCUGCUAUGUCGGUCAAACAAUGAAAGGAAGUACAAACCCGAAGGCGAGUGUACCACUGAAAUGGGAGAUUCAGCGGUACCAUCACCAAGUAAGAAGAGGAGGAUCGCCCGCAACCGCUGGCUUGUGGCAUACACUUUGAUCCGUAACCCGCAACUCGCUUACAAGAUACCUCUCCGUGUUAACAACCAGGACAAAUCUUCUGGUUCAUCUGAAAUGAAGACGUCCCAUCUUGUUUAAAGUUGCCGAGCCGGUGAAAGUGGUUGGUUUAUGAGGGAGAGUUUGGCUCCAUAACGUCACCACAUUAUUAUUAUUGCCAUAUA